This is a messenger RNA of Phoenix dactylifera (date palm), 2267 nucleotides long. Its product is annotated as auxin transporter-like protein 2. NCBI's taxonomy places the organism in Eukaryota, Viridiplantae, Streptophyta, Magnoliopsida, Arecales, Arecaceae. The record is from RefSeq and is a predicted model, not a curated record.
AGAGAGAGAGAGAGAGAGAGAGAGCUCAUGAACCCCUCUCAAAACUACCUCACUUCCCCACCACUCGCAGUAUAAAUAGAAGACCAACCCCCUUCUUUCCCACUUGGAGUCCAAACGGUAGCUUGCUAGUCAUCCCAUUUCGUCAGCUAGUUCUCAAACAAGGAAGGGAAAGAGAGAGAGAGAGAGAGAGAGAGAGAGAGAGAGAAAGAAGAAUAACUAACAAGAGCACUUUGAGCUAGAAGAGAGAGUACGCAAAGCCAAGGCGGAAGAUGGAGUCGGCCUCGAACGGGAACGAGGACAAGGUGGUGGAGACGGUGAUGGUGGGAAGGUACAUAGAGAUGGAGCAGGAGGGGGAGUCCAAGACCGUCAAGUCAAGGCUCUCCAGCCUCCUCUGGCAUGGCGGCUCCGCCUAUGACGCUUGGUUCAGUUGUGCUUCCAACCAGGUGGCCCAGGUGCUGCUUACACUGCCAUAUUCCUUUUCACAGCUGGGCAUGAUGAGUGGUAUCCUUUUCCAACUGUUCUAUGGUCUCAUGGGGAGCUGGACGGCUUACCUUAUCAGCAUUCUCUAUGUGGAGUAUAGGACUCGGAAGGAGAGGGAGAAGGUGAACUUCAGGAACCAUGUCAUUCAGUGGUUCGAGGUGUUAGAUGGGCUUCUAGGGAAGCACUGGAGGAAUGUGGGUUUGGCCUUCAACUGCACUUUUCUUCUAUUUGGAUCUGUCAUUCAGCUCAUUGCUUGUGCUAGCAACAUAUACUAUAUCAAUGACAAGCUGGACAAGAGGACAUGGACUUAUAUAUUCGGGGCUUGCUGUGCCACCACAGUGUUCAUCCCAUCUUUCCACAACUACAGGAUGUGGUCCUUCCUCGGCCUCCUAAUGACAACCUACACUGCCUGGUAUCUCACUGUUGCUUCCCUCCUUCAUGGCCAGGUGGAGGGAGUGAAGCAUUCGGGACCGGCUAAGCUCGUUCUCUACUUUACUGGCGCCACAAACAUUCUCUACACCUUCGGUGGCCACGCUGUUACAGUGGAGAUCAUGCAUGCUAUGUGGAAGCCUCAAAAGUUCAAGGCCAUCUACUUGCUCGCAACGUUGUACGUGCUGACGCUGACUCUGCCAUCGGCGGCGAGCGUCUACUGGGCGUUCGGCGACCUACUACUCGACCACUCGAAUGCUUUCGCUUUGCUGCCGCGGACGGCGUGGAGAGACGCGGCGGUGGUGCUGAUGCUGAUCCACCAGUUCAUCACGUUCGGGUUCGCGUGUACGCCUCUCUACUUCGUGUGGGAGAAGCUGGUGGGGCUCCACGACUGCCGGAGUUUGUGCAAGCGGGCGGCGGCGCGGCUCCCCGUCGUGGUUCCCAUCUGGUUCCUGGCCAUCAUCUUCCCCUUCUUCGGCCCCAUCAACUCCACCGUCGGCUCCCUCCUCGUCAGCUUCACCGUCUACAUCAUCCCCUCCUUAGCCCAUAUGCUCACCUUCCGCUCCGCCUCAGCCCGGGAGAACGCAGUGGAGCCGCCACCGAGGUUUGUCGGGAGGUGGAUUGGCAUGUACACGAUCAACGCAUUUGUGGUGGGUUGGGUGCUGGUGGUGGGAUUCGGGUUCGGGGGUUGGGCUAGUGUGACCAAUUUCGUCCACCAAAUUGACACCUUCGGCCUCUUCACCAAGUGCUACCAAUGUCCACCACCACCACCACCACCAUCACCACUAGGUCUUCCCCUCCCUACCAGGACUCCGGCUCCGUCCACUACUCCAUUCCCCACCACUGUUCAUAACUACACCAUUCCAAGCAUCUCCAGUAUCGCUCCCUCUCCGUCGCCCUUGCCGUCUUAUACUGGCCAUCACCAUCGCCGCCACCACCAUUAUGGCCCAUGAGAAGCUGUACUAUCAGCUACAAAGCCUUUCCUAUGUGAAAUGAGACCAAAGUAUGACCCAUGAACCUGGAUUUCAUUAUCAUUGUCCCAUUUGAGCUACUAGGCUUGGUGUGGUGAAAAGAGGAAGGCCACUUUGAACCUUUGGAUUAGGUAGCCCUGCGCGGGGUAGGCUAAGUAGUCAUUUGCUUCUUUUUUUUUUGGUAGAGAGGAGGAAGGGGGGGGGGGGGGGGGGGAGAGAGAGAGUCAUGAGGUGUUACUAAAGCAGCAGCUGCGCCUCUUUUUGUCAUUCUACUUUGCUCUUCUAGUUUUUUCUUUUUCCUUUUUUUGUGCUUGUCGAUUGAGAAAUGUAAGCCGUAUGGUGUUAUUAUAUGAUGUGGCAGCAGUAGCUGGCUCUAACUUUAUCUUC